Molecule: messenger RNA, 1775 nt
Organism: Trichobilharzia szidati
Lineage: Eukaryota; Metazoa; Platyhelminthes; Trematoda; Strigeidida; Schistosomatidae
Source: the annotation of a GenBank genome assembly
GGGUUCUACAGACGUUUCUUACAAAAUAUCCGCUUCUCGUGUGUUGAGUAGUACUCGUAUUUCGGAGUUCAAUGAUUCUGAUGCCGGUAAUGUAUCAAAAUUAGGCAAGCGUAGACAACGAUUGCGUCUUUUGGAUGACGAUGAUAUUGAUGAUAACAACGACAACGAUAAAAGCGAUAAAGAAAAUGAAUACAACGCUCGUGAGAUGUCAACUACUUCCCUUUCUAAUCUACCUUCCUCCAUUCCAGUUGUUGCGUCAAGCAGGAUUCCACAAGUUGAAGAGGAGUCUUCUGUUUCGUCAGAAGAUGAAGGACACAACGUUUAUGAAUCAGAGGAAGAGUCUCGUAGCGUCACAGAAGAUGAAACAGAUUCUGAUGAUAACAGACCUAACAGUUUAUAUUCAAGAAACAAGUAUAGUCGGCAUGAUGGUUUGCAACGCAACGCUGUACACCGGGCUCACUCACCGAGUGAUAAUCGUGCAAGGCCUACAGAUGAUGAUGGUGACAAUGUUCAAGAACCACUACCCGGUGCAGAUGAUGAUGCUGUGGAUAUUGGUGUUUUGGAGAGACUACGUAAAAUGUCUAAAGGUGCAGCUAAACGAGUUGUCAAGAAUCCACGUCCAAAAUUAGAUCCACAAUGCUUGCUGAGUAACAAAGGCUUACCUGCUUUACUUGAUGAUUUCAAGAAGGUUAAAUUUGGUGGUAAAGGUCAUGAGUUUCAAGAUUUAGAAAAGUUGUUGUAUGUGUAUGAAGCAUGGGCUAAUCGUGUAGUGCCAAGAUUAACUUUUCCUGAAGUAGUUGAACGUUUAGAACAUGUUGGCAGUAAACGUGAAAUACAUGUUGCUUUAGAUCGACUUCGAAAUGGUAUCUGGCCACCGUAUGCAAGUAAUGAACAAGUAGAACCAUCUGAAGAUGAGAGUGAACCAGAACAUGAAAAUCCAGAUCCAGAUGCUUUGUGGAGAAGUGCUCUAGAAUCUGUUCCUCAGAAUACACCCACCGCUAAAAAUAUUUCUCCUGAAACAAAUGACGUGUAUAAAGAUCUAAACUCCACAGACUAUCAGGAUACUCAAGAUUCAAUUGACGACUCCAAUGUACACCUACCACAAGCAUCUACUUCGUAUAGUUCUGAAUCACGUGCAGAAAGAAAUAGACGUUUAGCUUUGGAACGGCUAGCAGCUCGAAAAUCUUCUUGUGGAACACUUAUUGGCAAUAAAUUAAAAACACCUACCAAUCAUAUAUUGAAGAAUGCAUUGAAAGCAGCCAUCAGUGCUACACCAUCAUCUAUCAGUGAACUUCCCAAUAAACUAUCCUCUGAAUGUAGUAUGAAUGAAAAGUCAGACGAUAUCAAUUCAUCGAAUACAUUAACCCAGAAUUCAAAUGAACAUAACACCACACUUGUUGAUACCAUGUCUAGUCAUACAGUUAUAAAUGCUACCAAUGAUGAUUUAAAUCAUUCUGUAUUGGAACAGUUUUCAGAUAAUCAUAAUGAUGAUGUUUUAUCAACUGUUCUACAAGAAGUAGAAUCACCAUGUUAUGUGGAUGAGUCGAAUCUUGUUAUUGAUCUCAAUUAGAUUCUCUAUUCCUAAUGUUUGCUGUGUAAUCUUGCAUUUAUGUACUAUUUUUUUUUAAAUAAGCCGUGAUACAUUUCAUUUUCACACUUGCUAUGUGUGCAUUCUAAGUUUGUCGUUUCGUUUUCAGGGAAAUCAAAACAAUCUUGCAUUUUUAUUCUAUUCAGAUACUUGUAUAUUUUAUAUCUAAUGAUGGAUUCAUUGUAGU